Molecule: messenger RNA, 203 nt
Organism: Ambispora gerdemannii
Lineage: Eukaryota; Fungi; Glomeromycota; Glomeromycetes; Archaeosporales; Ambisporaceae
Source: the annotation of a GenBank genome assembly
AACUUCUGCAAUUUUUCGAGGAAUUCUAUCACAUGCAACUGAAAAUCUAUGAUCGGAUGGACCGAUUAGUGGACAUCGGAUACUUUGAUGUGAACUCUGAUAGCAUGAACGGGUUUGAUGAGAGACGUGGGGAUAUUCAGGAAAGAUGGAAGUAUUUACGCUGCUUGGACGACGAACAAAACAUGAGGAACGACGUAAUGUAG